Westerdykella ornata is the source of this 1142-nucleotide messenger RNA. RefSeq lists its product as uncharacterized. The record is from RefSeq and is a predicted model, not a curated record. The transcript is spliced from 2 exons. Gene Ontology annotation, molecular function: calcium ion binding. Lineage: Eukaryota; Fungi; Ascomycota; Dothideomycetes; Pleosporales; Sporormiaceae. Bases 154 to 774 code for a protein of 206 amino acids. Gene Ontology annotation, cellular component: extracellular exosome; endoplasmic reticulum-Golgi intermediate compartment.
CCCCUGUACUUCCAAUCCAACUUAGAAUACGUACUUCAAAAAAUCCAAUUGGCUGUAUUCUAGUUACACCCUAUGCGCACGGUCGUGUUCAGUCGGACGUGAAAAGAGGCAGUAGGGACCCCCGAAGUCGCCGCAUCCGCCACUCUUUUCAAUAUGCUUCGAUUGUUGCAUAUCUCGCUGGGCGCGAUUAUCGUCUUUCUCUCCGCGCACGUCAAUGCCCAUGGUGGAGGCGACCAUUCGCAGAUAGUCGUGCCCGACGAUGCCGACUGGGCCACUCGACACAUGGCCGAGGAGCACCACGUCACUGGGUUCGACGCCUCGACCUUCUUCACGCUGCACGACUACGACAACACAGGCCUCUGGCUGGCCGACGACAUCAAGCGGACAUACGGUCUCUUCGACCCGUCAACCAAAGACAUCCCGGACCUAAAAAAGGACGGCGUCGUCAACGCCGUCCUCUCCAUCUUCGACACGGACCAUUCGGGUAGCAUCACCCUCGAGGAGUUUGUCACCAAGUGGGAGCAAGGGGAGCGUUUGCCGGACUUUGGAAUGGGAAGUGGUCACCAUGGUGAUGCGGAGUACGAGUACGAGAUUCAUCAUUGGGAGAAGUAUCAUGGUGGGGAUGAUGUCAAGGAGGAGGAUUUGGUGCAUGCGGAGGAUAUUGAGCAUUUUCGGAAACAUGCCGAGGAGGAGCAUAGGAGGGCCGAGUGGGAAAGGUUGGAAAAACAGGGGGUGGUGCUGAAGAAUAUUCCUGGAAAGUUUCGGGUGGGUUGACUGAGGUGGAGGUGAAUGUUUGUAUGCAUGUAUGAUGCUGGUGAUAUACGGGGGGCGCACCUUCUGGAUUCGGCUGGAUGGUGUGGUCAUGUCUGGCGCGGCUUCCUUUCGCUUCAUUUCGGACGUAUAUAUUUUCUCGUGGAUUGCUGUGGCAAUAAAAGCAGGCGAAUCGUGGUAUUCAGCAUAUCUUUUCUCGGGUUCCGGCGCAGAGCUCCAUUCCAAAAAUCCUAAUCGUUUUCCUUCUUCUACUGCAUCUUUUCACGUCCGACUGAACAACCCCCUGCGCCUCUGUACUGCUGUUUUCCACAUCUAAUUUAAACAGCUAGCAGGGAAGCAAUAUACAAGGUCCUGCAAUUAGCUUUGUAGCG